CAAAGGCCAAGAGGCCAGUUUGUUCUCUCUUCCUCCAGCGACUAUGAAAUGGUCAGAGUCCGGAGAGCUGAGAGGUCAGAGAGGGAACGGCCAGCAGAAAGGACAUCUUCGCUCAGCCCUCCCCGGAGGCUGAACUGCCCCACUGCGGGGAUGAAGGCCUCCACGGCUGCCCUCUUCCUCCUCAUCCUCAUCCUCACCAUCACUUCUGUUUCUCCCGGCCGGGCAAAAAUGGUUGAGUCGAUAAACCUUCCACACACCUGCUGCGUGAAAUAUCAGGAGAAAGUAUUACCAAGGAAACGGGUGGCAGGGUACAGAAAGGCCCUCAACUGUCACCUGCCGGCAAUCAUCUUCGUCACCACAAAGAACCGAGAGGUCUGCACCAACCCCAACAACGGAUGGGUCCGGGACUACCUCCAGGACCCCAACCUGCAUUUGCCCCCGCAGGAACGUGUCCAGUUGAACCCAUUCGAUCACAGAAAGGCCUGGCCCAGCUGCUCCACUCCUCGUGACAACCAGGCCCCCGUGGGAGCCCAGGCUCAGGAGAGAAAGGUGGGACCCCAUGAGAAAUGA
Molecule: messenger RNA, 570 nt
Organism: Artibeus jamaicensis (Jamaican fruit-eating bat)
Lineage: Eukaryota; Metazoa; Chordata; Mammalia; Chiroptera; Phyllostomidae
Gene: CCL16
Product: C-C motif chemokine ligand 16
Biological process (GO): immune response; G protein-coupled receptor signaling pathway; inflammatory response
Cellular component (GO): extracellular region
Molecular function (GO): CCR chemokine receptor binding; chemokine activity
Source: RefSeq, a predicted model, not a curated record